AUGGCAGAGAAAGACGAAAACCGGCCUUCGCCCGACUACUCGGGCUCUCACAGACACGACAUCGACGCUAUCAGUGUACAGAGCAGCCUAUCUGACGCCCCAACUGCUCGAGAUACAACUUCUGAAAAGCUUGGCGAAUCUAUGAACAAUGGAAUCUCGGCUCAAGUUGACGAAGGGAUUUUGGGUGACCCUGAGAACAUGACCAGAGUCUCCAGCGGACCAGCAUACAGUACUUUCUCUAAUAACACCAAACGAUGGAUCUUGGCCUUGGUCACUGCCGCUAGUUUCGUCUCUCCUAUGACUGCCAAUAUCUAUUUCCCUGCGCUGAACCCAAUUGCCGACGACCUGAACAUCUCCAUUUCACUCAUCAACCUCACCUUGACAUCUUAUAUGAUCUUUCAGGGGCUAUCCCCUACCAUAUUUGGUGAUUUUGGUGACAUGGCAGGACGUCGGCCAGCUUACAUCGUCGCCUUUUCUAUCUACAUAGGCGCCAACAUAGGGCUGGCCCUGCAGCGGAACUUUGUUGCACUCUUGAUCUUACGGUGUGUCCAAAGCGCUGGCAGUAGUGGCACCCUGGCUCUCGGUUACGCUGUUGUGGCCGACAUCUCAUCAACAGGCGAGAGAGGAAAAUAUAUGGGGAUUGUCGGAGCAGGAAUUAAUAUCGGCCCUGCUCUUGGCCCCUUGCUUGGAGGUAUAUUGAGUCAAUACCUAGGAUGGCCUGCCAUCUUUUGGUUUUGCGCCAUCUUCUCUGCUGCCUGGAUGAUCCCUUUCAUCCUCUCCGCCCCCGAGACAUGCCGCAACGUCGUUGGAAACGGGUCAAUAGCGCCCCAGAAAUGGAACAGAACACUACUCGACAUCUACAGCCAUAGAGGGGAUGUUCCAGACCAAAAUGUCCCGAAACGAAAGCUCAAGUUUCCAAACCCCUUGAAGACGUUGUAUAUCGUCUUCGAUAAGGAGAUGGCCAUUAUCCUAUGCAUUAACGCAAUCAUCUAUGUGGCUUUCAUCCUGACGGCGGCGACUUUGUCGACGCUUUUCAAAGAGAUUUAUGGGUAUAAUGACCUUCAGGUUGGUCUUUGCUAUUUGCCCUAUGGUUUUGGUUGUGCCUUUGCUGUUGUUGCUCAAGGGCGAGUCUUGGACUGGAACUAUCGACGAAUUGCGAAAGCGAUUGGUUUUACUAUUGACAGAAAACGAGGAAACGACCUGGCAAAGUUCCCAAUCGAAACAGCACGAAUCCAGGCUAUAUAUCCUAUACUGCUUGCUGGCAUUGUCACACUCAUCGGGUAUGGCUGGGCUCUGCAAGUCGAGACUAGCGUUGCUGUUCCACUUGUUCUAGUAUUCCUCAUUGGCAUGUUCGUACCAACUUCUUUCAGUGUUCUCAAUACUCUGAUUGUCGACCUAAACCCCAAUGCACCCGCUACAGCAACUGCUGCCAAUAAUCUUGUACGUUGCAUGUUUGGAGCUGCGUCUACUGCGGCUAUUGAUCAUAUGAUCGAGGGAAUGGGAAGAGAGGUAUGGGAUGGAGAGCCGCAAAAGCCAAGCGAGAAGCAUUGA
Fusarium graminearum PH-1 is the source of this 1551-nucleotide messenger RNA. RefSeq lists its product as uncharacterized. The coding region runs from base 1 to 1551 and encodes 516 amino acids. Gene Ontology annotation, biological process: transmembrane transport. The transcript is spliced from 2 exons. The record is from RefSeq and is a predicted model, not a curated record. Gene Ontology annotation, molecular function: transmembrane transporter activity. NCBI's taxonomy places the organism in Eukaryota, Fungi, Ascomycota, Sordariomycetes, Hypocreales, Nectriaceae.